Myripristis murdjan (pinecone soldierfish) is the source of this 846-nucleotide messenger RNA. Its product is annotated as histone H1-like. The record is from RefSeq and is a predicted model, not a curated record. Gene Ontology annotation, biological process: nucleosome assembly. The transcript has a single exon. Gene Ontology annotation, molecular function: structural constituent of chromatin; DNA binding. The coding region runs from base 47 to 670 and encodes 207 amino acids. Lineage: Eukaryota; Metazoa; Chordata; Actinopteri; Holocentriformes; Holocentridae. Gene Ontology annotation, cellular component: nucleosome.
AGUGUGUGAGAGUGUGUGAGAAGAGCACCGACAGACGACAGCAGACAUGGCAGAAGUCGCUCCAGCCGCUCCUCCUGCCCCGGCCGCCGCUCCGGCCAAACCGACGAAGAAGAAGGCGGCUUCCAAGUCGAAGCCCAGGACCAGCCCCAGCGUCGGAGAGAUGAUCGUCCAGAUUCUCAAAGAGUCAAAAGAACGUAAAGGCGAGUCUCUGGCUGCUAUAAAGAAGAAGCUGGCUGCCCGGGGCUACGACGUGGACAAGAACCGCAAGCGGAUCCUCCUGGCGCUCAAAAAGCAGGUGGACAGCGGCGUCCUGGUGCAGAUCAAAGGCUCCUACAAGAUCAAGAAGGCCGACAAGACCGACAAGAAACCCGGAGCCAAGAAACCCGCCAAGGCAAAGAAGCCCGGCGUCAAGAAAGCUGCAGGAACACCAAAGAAAGCUGCAGCCAAGAAGUCUAAGCCAAGCCCAGCCAAGAAGGCAGUGAAAGUUAGCAAGAAGGCUGCCCCCAAGAAAUCACCGAGCAAGAAGCCUGUAAAGAAACCAGCAGCUAAAAAGAGCUUGAAGAAGAGUGUGACGCCCAAGAAAGCUGCCCCAAAGAAAACGGCUGCAAAGAAGCCAGCAGCAAAGAAACCUGUCAAGUCUAAAGCCAAACCAAAGCCAGCCAAGAAGUGAGCAGCUCAACAUCAACAACACAAAGGCUCUUUUAAGAGCCACACACAAACUCAAAGAGCUCCUUCAACAUUGAACUGUUUUCUUUCAGUAACAUCACUUGAGGUCUUGCUAAUAACUAAUUUCACAUAUUGAAACGUGUUUUACACCACACUUCUGCACAAUAUAGUACAGUUAAC